AUGACGGCACAGACGGACGGGGAAAAGGAUACAGACACAGAUGCCGGUGGUGAAUUGGACGAGCUUGGUGGGACUGCACAAGCCGCCCUGAGUGAGUCGAGCGCUGUAAAGAAGCGACGUCUUGUGGUGGUAAUUGGUAGCCUCUGGCUCGGAACUCUGCUUAUGGCACUCGACGAAACCAUGAUCGCCACCAUCGCAACACCUAUUGCCAGCUCUCUAUCGGCAACGUCGAGCUUUUCAUGGAUCACCACGGCCUAUGUCAUCGGCAGCACCGUGUCACAGGCUAUUGGCGGGCACCUGGCGAACGUGUUCGGGCGCCGCAAGGCUCUGGCCGGGAACUAUUCUCUCUUUGCUCUGGGUACACUGUUCUGCGGCCUGGCAAUGUCGCAUCUCCGGCUGUUCUUGGUUGGCCGCUUUGCCAAUGUGCUCUAUGGCAUUGUCAUGGCUCUCGGGGGGUUAUAUGGAGCUGCCAUCCAUGCCGCCAUCGGAUGGCGAUGGGCCUUCUUGAUCCAGGUGCCUGUUAUCGUUCUCGAUGGCGCCGUCGUCUUUCGGUACGUCAAGAUCUCAGACCAACGCGCCAACACGGCUGCCCACCGGCGCCUCGACGUCGUUGGCAUGACCACCCUGGUUGCCACAAUAGUGCUGCUGCAGUUCGGACUUAACCACGGCAGCACCACCCUCGUAUGGACCGACCCCGCCACCAUCGCCCCCUUGUGCCUGGUUGUUCCCUGCCUCGCCGUGUUCCUAUAUACCACAUACCACACCGAGAGCCCGGUGGUGCCGCUAAAGGCUCUGAUGCAACGCAGCGUCGGCCUCAUCCAGAUAACCGCCUUUUUCAGCACCGGCUGUUUCGUCAGCUCCAUGUUCUACGUCCCUCUCUACCUGGAGGUUCUGGGCCUGUCUGUUUUCGACGCCGCACUGCGACUCAUCCCCCUAGCCGCUGCCUUCGGGGCCUGUGCUGGCGCCGUGGGCUAUCUCGUCCUCCGUAUCCGCCGAUACUACCAUCUAAACAUCCUCCUCUUAUCCACCGCCGCAAUCGCCUACGGCCUCCUCUGUUCACUGCGUCCAGACUCAUCUCCCUGGAAGCCAUACCUCUUCCUCGGCAUCGUCGGCAUCGGCGUCGGUGGAACAUACGUGACCAAUCUGAUGGGAAUCCUCACAUCCGUCCGCGAGGAGAACAUGGCAACCGUGCAGAGCGCAUCAUGGGCCGUCCGCUCCACAGACGUAGUGAUCGGCUUGACGAUAUCGUCGGCCAUAUUCCAAAUGAAAGUGCGCCAAGCUGUUGGCCAACUAGACAACACGAUUGGCUUGGGUGCGGUGGCUGUUCAACAUCUCCCGGGCGAAGAGAGAGAGCAUUCCGUAAAUGCGUAUAUGGGUGCCCUGCGGUAUGUUUUCUAUUCUCUUCUGGCGCAGGGUCUGUUUGCUAUUAUACCUAGUCUGUUUGUUGAGGAUAGGGAGACUGGAAAGGUGGAAGAUGGGUGA
Molecule: messenger RNA, 1482 nt
Organism: Aspergillus nomiae NRRL 13137
Lineage: Eukaryota; Fungi; Ascomycota; Eurotiomycetes; Eurotiales; Aspergillaceae
Exons: 4
Coding region: 1-1482 (493 amino acids)
Biological process (GO): basic amino acid transport; transmembrane transport
Cellular component (GO): fungal-type vacuole membrane
Molecular function (GO): basic amino acid transmembrane transporter activity
Source: RefSeq, a predicted model, not a curated record